This is a messenger RNA of Nanorana parkeri, 1988 nucleotides long. RefSeq names its product spermatogenesis associated 7 (gene SPATA7). Bases 27 to 1988 code for a protein of 653 amino acids. Gene Ontology annotation, cellular component: photoreceptor distal connecting cilium; axoneme; ciliary basal body. Gene Ontology annotation, biological process: protein localization to photoreceptor outer segment; microtubule cytoskeleton organization; photoreceptor cell maintenance. NCBI's taxonomy places the organism in Eukaryota, Metazoa, Chordata, Amphibia, Anura, Dicroglossidae. The record is from RefSeq and is a predicted model, not a curated record. The transcript has 15 exons.
GCGGUGCCGGUGAUCGGCGGAUCGGGAUGCCGGUGGCGGGCGGUGAUCGGAGGGGGGGAGGGGCCGCCUCCAGGGCCCCCUCCAUCCCCCGCUGCGGAGUGUCCAGCCCGUUCAGGGGACAUUUGAGCACGAAAAGCAACGCCUUCUGCACCGGCCACAGCAGCCGGCUAAGUGACCAGUACCAGAUCCAAGACCACAUGCUUGUCCACUACAAUAAGAUCCUCACUGCGAAAGCCGCCGUUGAUUGCUCCGUUCCGAAGAGUUUGACCAAAAGCGUUAAAUACAAUGACCAGCAGAGACGGGAGAGACUGAAGACGGUGGUGACCCGCAUGGAGCGCGACUCUCUACCUUCCAGAGCCUCGUCAUCGCGUCCCGACUCUCGGGAGAGCUUAGACUCCGCCUUACAGCAAAAGGAUCUGUAUGGUGGGUACGGCAAUGCGCUCCGACGAUCUCCGUACUCCGAUCCUGGGGCUUCCCCAACUUCCUUCCUCUAUUCGCCCCGACACUUCCAUUCUUCCGAGUAUGCUGCCGACUUUAGGCCGAGGCACCCCGACCUCUCGGGAGCUCCUUCUAGGAUGGGCUGCGGCCUGUCCGGCUCGUCCACCUGGGGUGCUGCCACGCAGAGGUUCCAGGACAACCGCGAGAAGACCUACAGCGGCGACCUGAUCGAAAAACACGCCCAUCACUUCACCAGCAAGCAGCGGGCCUUCACCCCGCGGACCCUGAAGACGCCGGCCAAAUCUGCGCUGGCGCAGAGCCGCUUUUACACCCCGCCCAGGAGGAAGAGGAGGGAGACGGUGAGCGAAGUCCAGACCGAUCUAAGCAGCUUUAGGGGCCGACAUGAAGCAGCAAACAGGAACCUCCCUCUGGAUGGAGAACAGGUUCCAUGGGCCUGCAUUAGACGUGAGGAUGCUGAGGAACACUCCACUAGCCGGGGAGAAGAAGAGAGCGCUGACUGUCUUCAGGUUGAGGACCCAGAAAAUUCCCUUCUGAGUGAAGAGGAGGUAGACGAUGACCCACACCGACUCUCCGCCUCCAGGAUGUCGUCUUAUAAUGAAUUGAAAUCUCCAUCUCCUACAACGCAGAGGAUCCAUUCCGAAGAGGAAGAAUUGGCUUACCUGGGAUUUGUGGCCGACGUGACCAAUGAAAUCUUGUCCCUGGGAUUGUUCUCCGACAGGAUUCUAAAUCGGGUGUUUGAGCGUCACCUUCGAGAAAAUAGACAUCGAUUGGAUGAGGGAAAAAUGUGCCACCUGCUGGAGACUCUCAGGGCUGACUUGGACUCCAAGGACGAGAAGCAACUCGAUCUUUUUGAAGAUCACAACUUUAGUGCCAGCAGACAUUUUAGAGAUCCAUUCGUCCGUCCCCGUGCAGUCAAGAAUGAUGGUUUCCGUUCUCAAGACUUUUUGGUAGAGGGCUACAAAUCUAAUCUAAGGUACCUCCAUGGAAAGGACGAUGAGCCUCAACUCCGAGAACAUGUCCAGACUGGCCUGGAUGAAGAAGACAAGCCAGGACCAAGCGGGUCCCUAAUUUGCCUUGACAAAACGGAUUUGGACCACAACAAUUUUCUCAGCGGUCAGGAAGACGUUUUAGCCACCCCCCGGUCACCUGAAGCUGUGAUAUCUCUUCCUGAGGAUGAGCUGGACACGUCUCUACAAAAAGAUGACUUCUUAUCUUUGCAGGACAAUCACAAGGAGACGUAUUCCGAAUCACAAGACAACAUCCAUCUGUCAGAGGAGACGCCACCUGUGGACAAUGUUCUCCCAGAAGACCAUAAUGAAAUCCAGAGAAGCUUCUCCCAGAUGGGUCUGAACGAUCUACCAGAACUGGAUCAGGACUUGAAGACUUCCCUUCAGCCAAGGGAUCUUGAGGAUCUGGAACAGAGCUUCUCAGAAAUCAUUCAAGUGUCCAAAGCUGAAGACAGUUCUGUUCACGAGACUGAGAACGUUCCCUCCGACCGCGAGGACAUCUUUGAUCUGGAUGACUUCUAA